Messenger RNA from Neospora caninum, 348 nucleotides. RefSeq names its product U6 snRNA-associated protein LSm8-like protein,related. Gene Ontology annotation, molecular function: RNA binding. NCBI's taxonomy places the organism in Eukaryota, Apicomplexa, Conoidasida, Eucoccidiorida, Sarcocystidae. Gene Ontology annotation, biological process: mRNA splicing, via spliceosome. The transcript has 4 exons. Bases 1 to 348 code for a protein of 115 amino acids. The record is from RefSeq and is a predicted model, not a curated record. Gene Ontology annotation, cellular component: U4/U6 x U5 tri-snRNP complex; precatalytic spliceosome; U6 snRNP.
AUGGCGCAAGUCCUUCAGACUCUCGUCGACCAAAAAGUCGAGAUUGUCACUGUCGACGGGCGCGUCUUUGUCGGCACGCUGAAGGGGUUUGACCAGAGCACAAACUUGAUUCUGGACAAAUGCGAGGAACGCAUUUAUAGCCUCGAUGCGGCGGUCGAACAAAUUGCUCUCGGCCUCUAUCUAAUUCGAGGCGACAACAUCGCGGUCGUUGGAGAGGUGGAUGUGGAGGUAGACGAGAGCAUUCAGCUCUCAUCGGUUCGCGCAGCUCCUCUUAAGCCGAAGAAGGAGAGGCUGUACGUAAACUUGUUGAUAGGUGCUCUCCUUUCUUCACAGCUCCAAACCAUGUAG